AUGCCUCCGCCUAGGCGUCGCAGAAGACCUCGGCUUUUUACAAAAGAUAUCGAAACGCUCCUAUACGCUUUGGGCGAUGGCCCGGUAUCGCUCGAUUCCACUGUGAAUUGUCUAGAAGACUGUCUAGUGGAGUACCUCACAGACAUGUUGCACGAGGCACAGCAGUUUGCCAGAUCACAGGGAAGGUCCAGAAUCAAGCAAGAUGAUUUGCCCUUUGCUCUUCGAAACGACCCCAUGAAGUUGGGUAGACUUCACGAUAUCAAGGAGCUCAUCAACAAGAUCCAGAGAGCAAGAAACAUGUUGGAAGACUCGGCAAUGGCGACCAAGGAGUAUUUAGAAGAUGACGAGGAGGAAGACGGUGAGAAGAAACCAAGAAAGGGGAAGAAGAGAGGGAGAAAGAAGAAAAAUCAACCGGUUAUUGAACAGAACGACUCCAACGAGAGUGAAUAG
Candidozyma auris is the source of this 450-nucleotide messenger RNA. RefSeq names its product Taf19p (gene TAF19). Bases 1 to 450 code for a protein of 149 amino acids. The transcript has a single exon. Gene Ontology annotation, biological process: transcription by RNA polymerase II; RNA polymerase II preinitiation complex assembly. The record is from RefSeq and is a predicted model, not a curated record. Lineage: Eukaryota; Fungi; Ascomycota; Pichiomycetes; Serinales; Metschnikowiaceae. Gene Ontology annotation, cellular component: transcription factor TFIID complex. Gene Ontology annotation, molecular function: protein heterodimerization activity.